Messenger RNA from Pararge aegeria (speckled wood butterfly), 3387 nucleotides. Its product is annotated as potassium channel subfamily K member 18. Bases 258 to 3350 code for a protein of 1030 amino acids. The record is from RefSeq and is a predicted model, not a curated record. Gene Ontology annotation, molecular function: potassium ion leak channel activity. The transcript is spliced from 5 exons. Gene Ontology annotation, biological process: stabilization of membrane potential; potassium ion transmembrane transport. NCBI's taxonomy places the organism in Eukaryota, Metazoa, Arthropoda, Insecta, Lepidoptera, Nymphalidae. Gene Ontology annotation, cellular component: membrane.
UCGGCCUGGUCGCCACACAUUCUAAACGCUUUAAGAAAACUCGCUUUCAAUAUACACGUUAGAAUACUCUCCUUGUUCCUUAGCUAGCAUCCUUAAAAUGUCAUAUAGAGUGUUUAAACAUAAAGUUAAGACUUAAAACAUAUGUUAUCUCUCCAUUUUCAAUGUUUGUUUACGUUUUGUGCCACGGAGAGUCAAAAAUAGAUUCUUUUAAUAGAUCAACGUUGAUCCCGGUGCGAUCAAGAAACAAUUUUUGAUGGAUGAGUGACAACGAAAACGAUAUAGUUAUAACAAUAAAAGUUCCCGAACGAAAAGAAUCUGUACAUCAAAUACUUCCACCGAUUAAAAAUAAACGUGACGAUAUGGAAGACGCGCAACUGCAGACAAUGAAUAUUAGAAAAAGGAGAAAUAUUUCAAAAAAUCGAGGCCAGGUCACAAGAAAUCGUGAAAAAACCCCUGAACCGGGCAGAUCUAAUAUUCCACAUGAAGAUACUACAUCUGAAGAUGAAGACUUUGAGCCACAACGUUCGUCACGAGAAAUUGAAGCUGAUAAUACAUAUGAAGAAAUGAAACGUUUAGUUCAAGAACAAGCUAAUGCUAAGGACCCUGUGUAUGACUUAGAUACAGAUGAAAUCCUAGAAGCUAGAGCACAAGCAGCUACUGAAAGAAGACGCAGAAGUAUUUCACCUUUUGCUUUACCCGAUAAAGAAGAAAUGUGCAAUCUGGAACGAAAAGGAAGUUUUAUUGAUCCUGAAAAUAAAUUGCUAAGCACAAACUAUUGCUUAAAUCUUAAAGAUGGAGGGCUCAAUCGAAGAGGUUCCCUCACAAUGGAACCUUCAGAUAAAAAUGAGUCUAGGAACUCUUUAUCUCCUCCAGUUUCUCCAACAAAGAAAGAACCACCUCAAACUUUACCUGCACCUGCAAAAAAAUUAGAAGAAAUAGUAUAUCCAGAUGAAAAUAGUAAAGAAACAAUAGAAAAACCGAAACAAGCUAAAAUUGUUAAGAAAGAGGAACCCAUCAUCACAGAAAAAGAGGCAAAACCAGUGUAUAAAUCAGAACCUCAACCUGCACCCGGAGAGCUUGUAACUAAAGUAAUACAAGUUGAACGAACGCCAAGUAGAAAACUGACUCAAGAUCAAAAACCUGUAGUGGAAAUAAGAGAAAGAAUUGUGAGAACUCCAAGUAAAAAAUCUGAUACAAAGCCAGUGGUCAAACAAGGGGUUUCUAAAUCGUCGGCUGAAACACAAACUAAAGUGCCACCCGUUAAACCAGCUAGAAGUAAAUCAUCGUCGAGAGUCGUGAGUAAAACUAGCGAAAGUGAAAUGAGUGAAGAUCAAAUAUAUCAACAAGAUGGAACUAGGCGUAAGGUUGCAGCAACACCACGAAGAUUUAUGAAAAAUAAAUCACCAAGAGAAAAUCGAUCUCAUUCAGUUCAUAGGGUUGAUAAUACAAGGGUUGAGAAAACAGGAACGGGAAUGAGUGAAACUAGUCGUGAAAUCAUAGAAUUAUUACAAAAGGCUAGAGCUCGGAGUUUAUCUAUUUCCAAAGAUGAUCCACGACUACCAUCUGAGUAUAGGCAAUACAGUAGAACUUUGAAAACUCCUAAUAAAACCCCCGUUAAUUUGCGUCACACGAGGGGCAUAUCAUGUCCAAAAACUAUACAGAUUAUCAGCGAUAAAGAAAUUUUAUCUGGUUUGACCAAAUCAAAAACAAUUGGAGACCAUGAAAAGCAUAGCAGGCAUAGCUCAGGGUACGUCGAUGCAAGUCAAUCUGAGUAUACAUCUAGCUGUUAUUCUUCUUCACCAAGUGAAAAUGAAUACGAAUUUGAUUUACUUGAAAGAUCGGCUGAACUAACCCGUAAACUGAAUCAAUUAAGCAAAAGAGAAAUUAGAAACGAGAAUGAUAAAACUUUGCUAGCAGAAUUUUACCAAAAAUCUGAUAUUGAACCAAAGUCUGUGCUUAGAAAACGAUCAAUUGCAGAUAGAAAUUUAGAAAAAGAAAGCGAAACAAAAAUUCCGGAUAAAAAAGCAGAGAAAGAAAAGGUUAUGAAAGACAAAAGUAUAACACGAUCACGCUGGAAGUUUAUCGCAAACUAUCAAGAAUUUAAACAAGAACAUAAAGCAGAAUAUGAGAAGAUAACGUCACUAAGAAAUAGAUGUAUUUGCGAUUUAUUUCUGCUAAUCAUAAUGUGUGGGUUAGGUGGAAUGAUGUUCAAAACUUUAGAAGGAUCAUUUGAAAAUGCUUAUAAGUGUAGCACAAGAAAUGUGAAACGAGAUUUUAUUGAAAGUCUUUGGCGUGGAAGUCAUUAUCUCAGAGAGGAGGAUUGGAAGUCUCUAGCUAGGAAAAAACUGUACGAAUUUGAGGACCAAUUGCACACAGCACAUGAGGCUGGUGUCACAUCUUACAGUGGCCAAAGAUCUUGGAAUUUCAUGAAUUCGUUUGUCUAUUGCAUGACAUUGGUGACGACUAUUGGUUACGGCCAUAUAGCUCCUAAAACAACAUACGGUCGGGUGGCCACGAUAGUUUACGCUAUCAUCGGCAUACCACUUUUCCUUAUUGUGUUAGCAGACUUCGGCAAGCUAUUCACCCGGAUCAUCAAGUUCUUCUGGGCAUUCAUUCGUCGGUUCUACUACACACGAAGUUGCAGGAGUGUCAGACGAACAGUACCUGUACAGGGAGUAAUGAAAGGUCUGAACACAUUCUACGACGUAGUACGACGCCCAUCCCAAAUAUUCACAGAGGAGGAUAUAGAGGGAGCACCAAUGCCUGAUGGGGACAAACCCCCACCAAUGGGGAGAAAACCGAGCGAUGUACCACCACCACUGCCUCCUAAGCCCGGCACACUUCCAAGAGACUUCGAGAAUGAAACCGAACCGGAAACUCCGGCGCCAUCAGUCUUCGAAAUAGACGACGAGUUCAAUCUACCGAUAUCAGUUGCUAUAUUUAUAUUAGUCGUAUACAUAAUAAUCGGUGCAGUGGGCUACAACUUCUGGGAGACCUGGGACUUCUUUGAAUCCUUCUACUUCGUCUUCAUAUCAAUGUCCACCAUUGGUUUAGGAGACAUGGUCCCUGAUCACCCAAUGUUUAUGAUGGCGUCAAUAUUGUACCUCGUUUUUGGCUUAGCUCUAACGUCUAUGUGCAUUAAUGUCGUACAAGUUAAACUGUCGGAUACAUUCAAGCAAGCUAGUGCUAAACUUGGCGCUACCAUCGGGCUGAAGGUGGCUGAGGAAGAUGGCAGCUUAGUUCCAAUGACACCACCUCCUAUAGAAGUUCCCGCAGUCCAUAAACCUAAAGCUGAGGUAGAGGAGAGUAAAAGCAAAGAGAUCUUAGAAGACGAUGACAAAACUAGAUAAAUAAAUAAACCAGUUAAAAUAACUGUCGGUUGUGUAA